AAGCUCCCAGCGUUAAAAACUCGCCAUCCCUCGACAGCCGCAGUAUUACUGCGAGUAGGAAGGAGCGCUAGUGUCUCGGUCCGAGCAGCGGGGCAGAGAGGUUAUUUAUAGGUAAGGUUUGCCAAUCAGCACAAUGAGUGGAAGGGCCGGCGACCUUAGCUCGAAGCAAGCCGAAGCCUUAGCGCAGUUUCGAGAGAACAUUCAGGACAUUCUGCCCAAACUUCCUGCUCAGCAUGACCACUUCCUACUGCGCUGGCUUAGAGCUAGAAACUUCAAUGUGCAGAAAGCAGAAGCGAUGCUCAGAAAGCAUGUAGAAUUCCGGAAACACAUGAAAGCAGACACUAUAACUACAGAUUGGCAACCUCCAGAGGUCAUCGAGCGAUAUCUCUCAGGAGGGAUGUGCGGCUAUGACAGUGAGGGCAGCCCCAUCUGGUACGAUGUGAUUGGCCCUGUGGACCCCAAGGGUCUCCUGCUUUCCGCCUCUAAACAGGACUUUCUCAAAUCCAAGGUGCGGGACUGCGAGUUACUGCAGAAGGAGUGCCAGCUGCAGACGGAGAAGAUGGGUAAGAAUGUGGAGUCCAUCACCAUGAUCUAUGACUGUGAAGGACUGGGCCUGAAGCACCUCUGGAAGCCAGCCAUUGAGGCAUAUGGAGAGGUCCUCACCAUGUUUGAGGAUAAUUACCCAGAGGGGCUUAAGAGGCUGUUUGUAAUUAAAGCCCCCAAACUCUUCCCUGUGGCCUACAAUCUCAUCAAGCACUUCCUGAGUGAGGACACUCGCCGCAAGAUUGUGGUAUUGGGAGCUAACUGGCAGGAGGUCCUGCGGAAACACAUUGACCCAGACCAGCUGCCCGCCUGCUACGGAGGCAACCUCACUGACCCCGAUGGUGACCCCCGCUGCAAAACCAUGAUCAAGUACGGCGGGGACGUGCCCAGGUCUUACUACGUCCGGGACUCGGUGAAGCAGCAGUACGACCAGACCGUCUCCGUCAGCCGCGGCUCCUCGCACCAGAUGGAGUGCGAAAUUCUUUUCCCAGGCUGCGUGCUGCGGUGGCAGUUUUCCAGCGAAGGGGCCGACAUCGGUUUUGGGGUCUUCAUCAAGACGAAGGUGGGCGAGAGGCAGAAGGCGGGAGACAUGCUGGAGGUACUGCCCAGCCAGCGGUACAAUGCGCACCUUGUGCCUGAAGAUGGCACCCUCACGUGUUUGGACCCUGGUGUUUAUGUGCUGCGGUUCGACAACACCUACAGCCUGUUCCAUUCCAAGAAGAUCAGCUUCUCGGUGGAGGUUCUGUUACCUGACAGCCAGUCGCCGACCCAGCAGAAUGGGAGCAGAGCUGAGACGGGGACAGAGCUCCACACCAAUGGGCAGUAGCAGGGUGAGCACAGGCGUGACGGACCGCACCACGCUGGCUCUUGUGGAGCACCACGCCCUCGGCCCAGCUCUGCACUGUACGUGUCCCAGCAAGCAUGACCCCUCCUCCACUCGGAGAUCCUUCAUCGCAUUAGAAACUUCACAGUGCUCACGAAAGACGCAGACAGUCGUCGAGGAAGAGAGAUCUCUCCAUGGAGACUAAUUUAAAAAACAAUCAUUGUUCUGCUGUAUUCCGGUUUCACUUGAAAGUUUGUAGAUGAACUGUUUCCAGGCAAAAUCCUUCAGGUGAAGCAGAGAGAAAUGAACACUCUCUGUCCCUGUUAUGCACACUUCUUUUAACAAACCUUCCUAUGCCAGAACUGUUUGGAAAUCAUACAAUUAGCACCAUUUUACCAGCCCAUGUUAGUGCUUUGUGAUUUUCUUUUUCAAAUUUGAUUUGAAUGCAGUGUUUUUAAUUGACACAUGAACUGAUCAGGCAUUGUAUUAUCCAGUUACUCUGGUAAAGUCACUGAAAUCCAAUUUUGCGAAGAUUCAAUACACUUUAAAUGGGCCGUAUCUCAUUUGGACUUUUUAGUUCCAUUUUGUGUGUUUUUUGCAUUUUAUGUGCAUGAGAGAUUAAAAACAGUACUGUGGUGAAAG
This is a messenger RNA of Lepisosteus oculatus (spotted gar), 2008 nucleotides long. RefSeq names its product SEC14-like lipid binding 8 (gene sec14l8). The record is from RefSeq and is a predicted model, not a curated record. Lineage: Eukaryota; Metazoa; Chordata; Actinopteri; Semionotiformes; Lepisosteidae. Gene Ontology annotation, cellular component: cytoplasm.